This is a messenger RNA of Protopolystoma xenopodis, 249 nucleotides long. The record is from the annotation of a GenBank genome assembly. NCBI's taxonomy places the organism in Eukaryota, Metazoa, Platyhelminthes, Monogenea, Polystomatidea, Polystomatidae.
AUGCAUGAAGGUGCCAAGUAUCGCGCAGAGUUGCAGGAUCGUCGUCAGGAGCUGAUAGAUCAGAUGACUCGAUUCGAGGGGUUCGUUCAUGAUAAUGAGUCAAAACGCCGACGCGCCCUUAACAAAUAUUUCCAAGAGCUCCGGCUGAAUGAGCGCCGUCAGCUGGAGGAGCGGCGAGUUCUGAAUGCCCUGGAUAAAGUUAAAGAUGUGUAUGCUCUGUCUCGAAAUUUUUUAUUUAGAUAUCUUUAG